CCCCACCCUCCACCAUGCAGGUCCCAUUGCUCCGCCUUCAGUGUGGUGUCAACAGCUAUGACUGGGGCAAGGUUGGCCAUGAGUCGGCUGCCGCGAAGUAUGCCGCCACUACGGCUGGCUCAGACUUCUCCAUAGAGGCAGAGAAGCCCUACGCAGAGUUGUGGAUGGGCACCCAUCCUUCCCUCCCCUCCAAGGACGUCGAAACCCAGCGAACCCUCCUCGAUAUGGUCCAGGACAACCAGGCACUGAUCUCGAAGGAAGUUAGCGAGCGAUAUGGCGGGAAACUGCCUUUUCUCUUCAAGGUCCUUUCGAUCCAAAAGGCCCUCAGUAUCCAAGCCCACCCGAAUAAGAAACUGGCAGAGAAGCUCCAUGCUCGGGAUUCUCGAAACUAUCCUGACGACAAUCACAAACCCGAAAUGACGAUCGCGAUCACACCGUUCGAAGGACUGUGCGGCUUCCGACCGCUGACCGAAAUCGUUCAUUUUCUCAACGCAGUCGCACCCCUCCGCGAACUGGUGGGCACACAGGCUGCCGGUGAAUUUGAGAGUACGGUCAAGGGCUCGGAAGACUCCGAAGACUCGGAUGUAAUGGCGAAGAACAAGGAUGCUCUGCGCGCCUUGUUCACAUCCCUGAUGAAGUCCUCUCCGGAAAGCAUUGAGGCGGCCACCCAGAAGCUUAUCGCCGCAGCUCAGGACUCCCCCGAUACCUUCGCUACUUCUACCAGCACGCCCGAGACGAACCCCAGCAACCCCGCCGAAUUGGCUGCCCUCAUCACGCGGCUUAACGGGCAAUUCCCCAAUGAUAUCGGUCUAUUUGUGUUCUUUUUCCUUAACUUUGUCACCCUUGCGCCCGGUGAAGCCAUGUUCUUGAAGGCUGACGACAUCCAUGCAUACAUCUCCGGGGACAUUAUCGAGUGUAUGGCGUCGUCCGAUAAUGUGGUGCGGGCGGGCUUCACCCCCAAGUUCAAGGACGUGGACACGCUCACCGACAUGCUGACCUACUCCUAUGCACCGAUCGAGGAACAAAAGUUGGAGCCGACCGACUAUCCCUAUGCGGUGCUUAAUGCGACCGCCUACUCUAGUGGCUCGUCAUCGAUGCUCUACGACCCCCCGAUUGAAGAGUUCAGCGUGGUGAAGACGGAGCUGAAGCGGACUGGUGCCAAGGCGACCUUCGACCCACUGGUGGGCCCCAGCAUCCUCAUCUGCACGGGGGGGACAGGGAAGAUUACAGUCGGCCACAAGACCGAGGAGGUGCGUGAGGGGUAUGUGUUCUUUGUAGGCGCCAAUGCCGAGUGUAUCGUUGAGAGCACAAGCAGUGCCGAGGAGGUGUUUACGACGUUCAAGGCGUUCUGUGACCUGACGAGCGAGGGGGACAUGGUGAAUGGGAACUAGGCUGUAUAUCCAGGCCAUAAUAUAUGCAUUUCCUCGUAUCGCUAGA
Molecule: messenger RNA, 1437 nt
Organism: Aspergillus ibericus CBS 121593
Lineage: Eukaryota; Fungi; Ascomycota; Eurotiomycetes; Eurotiales; Aspergillaceae
Gene: pmi1
Product: mannose-6-phosphate isomerase pmi1
Exons: 5
Coding region: 15-1391 (458 amino acids)
Biological process (GO): GDP-mannose biosynthetic process; carbohydrate metabolic process
Cellular component (GO): cytosol
Molecular function (GO): mannose-6-phosphate isomerase activity; zinc ion binding
Source: RefSeq, a predicted model, not a curated record